This is a messenger RNA of Hippoglossus stenolepis (Pacific halibut), 3065 nucleotides long. It is a transcript of the gene cdca4, whose product is annotated as cell division cycle associated 4. The record is from RefSeq and is a predicted model, not a curated record. Gene Ontology annotation, cellular component: nucleus. The transcript has 3 exons. The coding region runs from base 472 to 1395 and encodes 307 amino acids. Lineage: Eukaryota; Metazoa; Chordata; Actinopteri; Pleuronectiformes; Pleuronectidae. Gene Ontology annotation, molecular function: transcription regulator activity.
CAAAUACUCUGUAACAUCCGUAAUGAUUUCAGCCAUUUUCUCUGUGUUCGCCGAGCGGACCGCAGGUUUCCACUUGUCCGUCGGAUGUGCGCGGAGCAGGCAGGAAUCAUUAGGGAGGAAUCCCGGGCAUAUGGCUGCUGGUGUCGGCUCCCCUCCCCCCUCAGAGCCGUCCCUCCUGCCGUCCGCUCCGCAGCAGCAGCAGGACACAGCAGCCACUUCAGUUUCUGGAGCCGUGGCAUGAAUGAUCUCAUCUGAACCUGAUCUCCGCUUUCCCUGCCGUCGAUCCUAUGAGCGAGACGGGACCCGAAUAACGCAAAACACGAGGAGUCUUGCUUCAGACUGGCCUAAAAUGGGCAGAACUGGUGCUGAACAAAAGCUGCUUGUCGCUCGUACAAAAGUACUUGAAGCGUUGCAGCCGGGACCAAGCUGCAUUGCUAUUGCCUGUGCCUCUCAACAGGAAAGAGAGACAACAUGUUCCCAAAGGGCACCAAGCGCAAGUUCUCCGACCCCGGGGAGGAGCCAGUCUCCAGCGCCGACCAGAGCCAGGCGGCAUCAUCUGCAGCAGCGGUUCGGACGUUGACGUCCUCGUACAGCCUGCAGCGGCAGUCGCUGCUUGACAUGUCGCUGAUCAAGCUGCAGCUCUGCCACAUGCUGGUGGAGCCAAACCUGUGCCGCUCGGUGCUCAUCGCCAACACGGUGCGGCAAAUCCAGGAAGAGAUGACCCAGGACGGCACCUGGCAGAUAAUGACCCAGGCCCUGGCAGCUGCCCAGUGUCCCGCCGACCGCCUGGUGGCCACAGAGGUGUUGUGCCGGCAGACUGACGCAGCAGCUCAGGCCGGCCAGAGCCCCAAGCCCUUCUCGGUGGUUGGUCUCGAGGAGGGCUACCACGCCGAGGAGGUGGUGAUGGAGGGAGACGUGGAGACAGAGGUCACCAUGUCCACCUUGUCGCCAGUCUCCCCUCAGCUGUCCUCGGCCUCUUACCUGGCCGGACCCUUUGGCAUGGGGCCCUGCUGGGAGGAGGAAGACGACGAUGGUGAGUGCGAGGAGGACGAGGAGGAGGACAGCGAGGAGUGUGUGUCGGAGGGAGAGGAGGGGGACCGGGACACCCUGAACGCAGACUCCAGGACAGGGGAGCAGGUUUUUGGGACUUUUGAGAUCAAGCACCCGGCGCCGCCCCCUGACCCCGCACUCGAGGAACUGUUUUCCGAUGUGGACCCGUCCUACUAUGACCUCGAUACGGUGCUGACAGGCAUGCAGAGCUCCCCCAAGAUGGGGCCUUACGAUCUGCUGGAGAGCCUUUCCUCUCACGGGCCCACGGCCCUGAGCUCCAGCUCGAGCUGCAGGUCAGACCUGAACGAACUGGACCACAUCAUGGAGAUCAUAGUGGGAUCCUGAAACCGAACAUUCCUCCGGCCUGUACUGAUCCCACAGACUCUUAACAGACUAUGCACAUUACACGUGCAUGUUCUGUAUGUGGUGUUGUUACACACAGACUUUGUUGGGGGUUUUGGGACAAAUUGGGAAAUUAACAGCAAGCCAAGUAGAAUGGGGGACCGGCUGUUGGAGACGUAGUCAGUCUCCUCUGACGGCCACUUAGACAAGUCGGCAGCUGCGGGUUGGGGCCUUCGUCUUUUACUGAACAAAAAAACAAAAACAAUUGGCGCUUGAGGAGCUGAGGGUGAAAUCAAUAAAUUUGGGGAUUCACAAGCCUCCCUGGCCUGUGGGCGACGCAGUUAGUUUCCUACUCUGUUGAUGAAAUCCAAAACUCUGCAACACCUGUGAGAGGGCAAAGAUAAUUACCUAUACCAUGAUGCAUUCUUAUUUACGUAUUUUCCAUGUUUACGUCUGUCAUUCAUUCUGUCAUACUAGCUCCUCCCUCUGGUCGUACUCUCUGCCAUUUUGUCCAUUUCUAUUUAUUGUUACAUGGACUGAGGAACAAUUCAUCACACUACAUGCAUCAGAAACCAGAACAAAUUGUAAAUCCAAAUCUAUGAAUCAAUGCAUAUUUUCCUAAAGAUUUGAGCAAUUAUGAAUGGAAUAUAUGUAUAUGUACGUAUGUGUAUAUAGAAAUAUAUUUUUUGCAUUAUACAGCUGGGGGAUUUUGCAAGUAUCAUUUGAUAUUAUUAUUUUUUUCCCUCCCAGGAUUUUUAAAAUUUUAAUGUAGCCAGACUCGAGACAGUGUCUUCCCAUGGUUUGGUAUAACAAGUCAACUGCAACAGGUGUCGUGGUCACACUUUAUAGGCGCUGUUCUUUCAUUUUCUCUAAAGCUUUACGCGGGGCAGGGGAUUUACCGUCGGCCGGCCAACCAGACGCUGGCUGACGUCAGAGUCAGAGGACGAAUGAAAGGUGGUUUCCUGCCCUUUUUUUUUUUUCUUCACAGAUCUAAUAACAAUAAUAAUAGCAGCUUUUUUUCUGAAGCGCUUGGAGAAACCCCGGGUGAUAACUGCAUCAAGAAGCCAUAUUUCUUUCUCUCAUUUGUUCGAAUUACAACAAAUGAAGAAUUCUUUGUGUUAACCCAUCUAAUUUAUUGUUUUAUUUAUUGUAUUUAUUAUAUCUAGGUACAGACAUGCCAUAUUGACGUCAUUGGCCCGAUGAAAUUAUAUUUAUCCAAAUUUCGCCCUCCGCUUUGAAUGCAGUACCUAUUUAUUCCUCACAUUUUUUUUUUUAUUAGUAAUAACAACAACCGGGUUUCUAUUCAAAUCACUAUGCAGCUCUGUCAUACGUGUUUCAAAAUGAUUGUAUACGACUCAAAUGUCCUUUAAUUCCUUUAUGCAAACAGUUGCCUUUCUCCUAAAGAUGUGGAAAAUCAAAUGCAUUUUUCAAAAUUGUUCCUUAUCGUGAUGAAGAGAUUAACUCAGGCAAACAAAAUGUAUUGAAUAAAAUACAGUAUUACGACACGCUUAAUACCUUACCGCAACACUCCUGAAGGAUGUCACUCUGGUCUGAAUGGGAGCUAGAACUUCAAAGACUAAUUACCGUUGUAAAAUGUAUGCAUUUUUUUAUAUUAAGGAAAAAACAUUGUAGCAUCUUUGUAAAUAUUUUUUAUAAUAAAAGGUGCAACUAUA